Sander lucioperca (pikeperch) is the source of this 3407-nucleotide messenger RNA. Its product is annotated as NACHT, LRR and PYD domains-containing protein 12-like. The coding region runs from base 148 to 3309 and encodes 1053 amino acids. The record is from RefSeq and is a predicted model, not a curated record. The transcript has 9 exons. Lineage: Eukaryota; Metazoa; Chordata; Actinopteri; Perciformes; Percidae. Gene Ontology annotation, molecular function: protein binding.
UGUUUUGUGUUAAAGCCCAGAGCAGCAGCAGAGACCAGACUCUCCUAAACCUGAACCCAGAUGUGUGUCCAUCAAGAGCCACCGGUUCAUGGAUCCACCUUUAGUGUUUAAAGGAAAGCUUCCUGCAGGGACUCACAGGAAACCACGAUGACGGCAGUGGACCUUUUCAACACUCUGGAGGAUUUAAAAGAAGAUGAAUUUAAGAAAUUCAAAUGGUAUCUGCAGCAGCAAGACCUCCUAGAAGGCUACCAAAGUAUCAAAGUGUCCAAUCUGGAGACGGCAGAAAGGCAGGACACAGUGGAUGUGAUGGUUAAAACCUAUAAACUUCAUGGAGCUCUGAAGGUGACCAAGAAGGUUUUAGAGAUGAUCAACAGGAAUGAUCUAGUGCAGAGUCUGCCAGACACCAGCUCAGGACCAGAAGAGUCAUUGGAUGUCAGUGAUGUUGGAAAGACUUCAGAGAAUAGAGGAACUCCCUCCUCUCAGAGCAAAGUGGAUGCCAGUGGUGAUGAAGAAAGUAAAGACGGGAUGGUUCCGGUACCAAGGCCAGCACGGCACAUCUCAAAAUACCAAGAAAAGAUUCAGCCAAACCUCAUAGACCGUUACAUGCAACUACAAGAAGGGUUAACGGAGGUGAAACAACCUUUGGAUGAAAUGUACACACAUCUGUCUGUCACAACUGGGGGUGACGUACACAUCAACACACAGCAUGAGGUCGGGCAGAUUGAGACAGUGAAGCCAGCAGAUACAGAGACAACAAUUAAACCUUGUGACAUGUUCAAACACCCCUCUGGAAAAAACAGACCCAUAAGAACAGUGCUGACCAAGGGAAUCGCAGGAAUUGGAAAAACAUUUCUUGUGCACAAAUUUGUGUUCGACUGGUGUAAAAGAGAAACCAAUCAAGAUGUGCAUCUCAUUUUCCCCUUCACCUUUCGCGAGCUGAAUUCAUGGAAGGGAGUGAAUGUAUGUUUGGCAGAGCUCAUUCAUGAAUGUAUCUGGGAAACCAAAGACAUCAAGAAAGAAGCUCUUAAUCACAUCUUUACAGCUCUUCAGUCAUCAGGAAACACCAACUUUGACAAGAGUGAAUUCAAACUUCUGUUUGUUUUGGACGGACUGGAUGAGAGCCGCCUUGAUCUGGACUGCUCUACCAAUGAGAAUCAGGCAGUUAAAUUUGAUGUGACAGCGCCGACCUCAGUGGAUGUGCUGCUGACGAACCUCAUCAAGAAGAAACUGCUUCCCACUGCUCGUCUCUGGAUAACCACACGACCUGCAGCAGCCAAUCAGAUCCAUUCUGAUUUUGUAGACAUCACAACAGAGGUCAGAGGUUUCUCCGACCAACAGAAGGAGGAGUACUUCAAGAAUAGAUUCAGAAAUGAGGAGCAGGCCGGCAGAAUCAUCUCCCACAUCAAAACAUCACGAAGCCUCCACAUCAUGUGCCACAUCCCAGUCUUCUGCUGGAUCACUGCUACGGUUCUGGAGGAGGUGAUGAAAACCAGAGAGGGAGGAGAGCUGCCCAAGACCCUGACCGAGAUGUACGCAGAAUUCCUGGUGUUUCAGAUUCAUCAGACAAAAAAGAAGUAUGGCCGAAAAAAGUGCAUAGAGUACAUUAAGUCAUUAGCAAAACUGGCUUACCAUCAGUUGGAAAAGGGAAACCUGAUCUUCUACGAGAAAGAUCUAGAAGAGAGUGGCAUUGAUGUCAGUGGAGCCUCGGUGUGCUCAGGAGUGUUCACAGAGAUCUUCAAAGAGGAAAGUCGGAGAAAGAAUUACAAAAAAAAGAUGUUUAGCUUUGUCCAUCUGAGUGUUCAAGAGUUUCUGGCUGCUCUUCAUGUAGAGAGGGCAGUAAUUAACAGAAACAAGAAUGUGAUGUUUGGGCAAAGUUGGGUUGAACAAGGGCGAAUGAUUUUCAGCAAAAAAACUAUGAUGUCUAAUGUCCACAGGUUUGCUAUUGACAAGGCCUUACAGAGUCCAAACGGCCACCUGGACUUGUUCCUCCGCUUUCUCCUGGGUCUUUCUCUGGAGACCAAUCAGGAUCUCCUCAAAGACCUGCUGGCUCAUACAGAAAGUAGCUCACAGACCAAUCAGGAUACAGUCAACUACAUCAAGAAGAAUAUCAGUGAGACUCUGUCUCCAGAGAAAAGCAUCAAUCUGUUCCACUGUCUGAAUGAACUGAAUGAUCGUUCUCUAGUGGUGGAGAUCCAACGGGCCCUAAGAUCAGGAGGUCUCUCCACAGAUGAACUGUCUCCUGCUCAGUGGUCAGCUCUGGUCUUCAUCUUACUCUCAUCAGAAAACAACCUGGACGUGUUUGACCUGAAGAAAUACUCUGCUUCAGAGGAGGCUCUUCUGAGGCUGCUGCCAGUGGUCAAAGCCUCCAAGAAAGCUCUGCUGAGUGGCUGUGAUCUGUCAGAGAGAAGCUGUAAAGCUCUGUCCUCAGUUCUCAGCUCAGAGUCCUCUAGUCUGAGAGUGCUGGACCUGAGUAACAACGACCUCACGGAUACAGGAGGGAAGCUGCUCUCUGCUGGACUGGAGAGUCCACACUGUAGACUGGAGACUCUCAGUUUGUCAGGUUGUCUGAUCACAGAGGAAGGCUGUACCUCUCUGGCCUCAGCUCUGAGCUCCAACCCCUCCCAUCUGAGAGUGCUGGACCUGAGCUACAAUCAUCCAGGAGACUCGGGAGUGAAGCUGCUUUCAGCUGGACAGGAGGAUCCACACUGGAGAUUGGACACUUUAAGGCUGGAUCAUUGUGGAGAACAGAGGCUGAAACCUGGUCUAAGGAAGUAUUCCUGUGAACUCACACUGGACAUAAACACAGCACACAGAAGACUCAAACUGUCUGACAACAACAGGAAGGUGACAAAUGUGAAGGAGGAGGAGCAGCCAUAUCCUGAUUAUCCAGAGAGAUUUGACUGCUAUCAUCAGCUGCUGUGUAAAGAUGGUCUGACUGGUCGCUGUUACUGGGAGGUUGAGAGGAGCAUAUGGGUUCAUAUAUCAGUGAGUUACAGAGGAAUCAGGAGGAGAGGAAACAGUGAUGACUGCAGGUUUGGAUGGAAUGAUCAGUCCUGGAGCCUGGACUGCUCUGAUGGUGGUUACUCUGUCUGGCACAAUAAGAGAAGAACACACCUCUCCUCCUCAUCCUCCUCUGUCUCUGAUAGAGUAGCAGUGUAUGUGGACUGUCCUGCUGGCUCUCUGUCCUUCUACACAGUCUCCUCUGACUCAUUGAUCCACCUCUACACCUUCAACACCACAUUUACUGAACCUCUCUAUCCUGGGUUCUGGUUAGCGUGGCUUGCUUCAGUGUCUCUGUGUUCUCUGUAGGAUGGAAUGUCUCCUGUUUCACAGAAACACUCACACUGCUGACCAACACACACUAUCUCUUUGUAAAUCAAACUCCAACUUACAAGAGAACAAUACAU